Humulus lupulus (European hop) is the source of this 1375-nucleotide messenger RNA. RefSeq lists its product as uncharacterized. The transcript is spliced from 4 exons. The record is from RefSeq and is a predicted model, not a curated record. Bases 99 to 995 code for a protein of 298 amino acids. NCBI's taxonomy places the organism in Eukaryota, Viridiplantae, Streptophyta, Magnoliopsida, Rosales, Cannabaceae.
GCAAGGCCAACAACAUUCAGCAAAACCCACAUGAGGUUUUGCUAAAUUCCAAUGAGCUCGAUGGCAAUAAUGGCAGACCAGAUUUCAAACCCUUCUCAAUGAGAGAAUAUGUUCUUGCCUCUCGUCAGAAAGAUAUCUUUCACAACUGGCCAUUUCCAGAUAAGUUCUUGCAAAUCUUUUUAAAACAUGGUAUUGAUAAUGUCUUGCCACCGUUUGACCCCCAUCUCUUAGCUAUUCAAUCUCUUAGAGGAAAUCAUCUACGUAAGAAUUGUUCCCAACAGAAUAAAGAAAAUGCUGGUGGUUCCUACGAUAAUCUUCAUCAAAUUACUGUAGAAGAAGAGCAAAUUUUGAAAGAUGAGUGCAAUUUGAAGUCUGGUGAAACGAUAUCCAAUAUCUGCUGUCCAGAUUUCCCUUUAUCUUCUUCUUCCAAUACUUCUAAGCAUGAAGAGAAUGAUCCUCACCUCAGUUCUGAUGUUACUUCUAAUGACAUAGUUUCUAGAGAUCAACCUUCUGCUAACAUACCAAGUUCCUUCCUCCAUGUUCCUGAUUUGUGUGAUAAUACAGUGAGUUCUCCCAAGGGGCUGCAGCUGAAGUGUAUAAUGGAUAAGGGUAAGGAAAAGCAUAGGAAGAAUUCAGUUACAGAUGUUUUAGCUGAAGCACAGCCUUGUAGGAAAGAAGAUCCUUGUAGGAUUGGCAGAUCACACUAUGGUUUAAGAAAACGGCCUCAUGAGCACAGUGUCAAAGCACGAAAAAAGAUUACCAGAGUUGAGCAUGGCAUCGAAGGAAGAAACCAGGAUACCAAAGAACACUGCAUCGAAAGAAGAAAUUUUUUUACCAAAGCCGAGGGUAGCUGUGAAUCUGAAGUUACAGAAGAAGGCUUAAAUGAUAAGCUUCAAGCAGAUGAUUCUGAUGGUGCUGAGAUCCGUAUGUUGAGUAGCACAAGAUGGGUAGUAAGGUUCAAGAUACGUGGUUCCAGUUCCACCUCCAAGAUUUAGAUCUAAGAGGGAGGGAAAGAAUGUCAUACAAUUGCAUACGUUAGAGGUUCCGGAUUAGCAAGUUGCAGGCGCUGUAUUGGAAGCAUCAAGGGGAAAGUAGCUCAUCAAGAGAUGAAAUAAAUCAGGUCUGUUGGUUUUGUAUGAGCCACUGGAGUAUUAUCUUUCCUUGAUCAUAGAAUCAACAAUCUUACUUGGAAACUGAUAUCUUGUGUAUUCUAGCCUGAACAGUAUGCCCUGGCUUUUCAUUACAUGAUAAUUGUUAUUGCAUUUCAGUUAAUACGUCAGGUGCAGCAUAUUAGGCAUGUAAUCCACACAAAUGACCAAUCAAAAUUUUGGCUAAAUGCCGCAAUUCAUUUACAAAGAUAUCAUGUCUUCCCUUA